Messenger RNA from Symbiodinium sp. CCMP2592, 2172 nucleotides. The record is from the annotation of a GenBank genome assembly. Lineage: Eukaryota; Dinophyceae; Suessiales; Symbiodiniaceae.
AUGGACAGCCCAGCCGAUGGCAACGCCAGAGAGAUGUCGCCUCCCUCGAAGCGGGCCCGCUUGGGGCCUGAGGAGCCAGAGCGUCCAGGGCGCUUAGCCGAGCUCGACCUCAGGUCUGCCGACUUGGAGGGCAGGGACGAUGCGGAGGAGGACGAUGCUGACGAGGAGAGCGCCAGUCGCGACAUCGACUCCCGGCCGAACUCCUUCGACUCUUCCGUGGCGGGUCCGGAGCGUCCUCCAAAUGGCAGGGCAGAGGUCACCGAGAACCUCUUCCGCAAGGAGAACCUACCUCCUCCGAUGGACCACGAGAUAGAGUUCCUCAUCAAGGACCCGAAGUCAUUCUCGGUGGGCCAGAGUGUCACCUCCGAGAUGAAGACGCUGCACGGCUGCUUCACCUUCCGGUUGUUGGUUUUUCCCAUGGGCACGGAGACCACCACUCCGCCGAACCAGGUCGCCGCCUUCGUCGAGGCACAGGCGCCGCCCGACUGUGAAGACGUGCGCUGGGCCUUUGAAGGUGUCAAAUACCAGAUCGCAGUGGUGAAUUGGAAGGAUUACCGGAAGUCGACCACGCAAGUUGACGUGUGGAACUUCACUAGAGACCAUGCGGAUAGAGGAUGGCACAAGACCUUCCUCAAGGCAAAGGACAUGAGUUCCGAGACCGGAUGGCUGAGCGAGAACAGUGAGCUCUGCCUGCGAGCGUGUUGCUCCUCCCGGCGGGCCAUGGUCCAAACACCUGGCAGGAGACUGGCGAACUACGUUGGGCUCAAGAACCAUGGGGCCACCUGCUACAUGAAUUGCUUACUUCAGACUCUAUUUUGUCUGGGCCAUUUUCGGCACAUCGCCUACUCGAUCGAGGUCCCAGAAACUGAUCAACAGGCUGUCGUCUCUAGCGACGACAUCUCGGACACUCUGGGCUUUGAUGACGACCGGCCGGCCUUGCCGCUGCUGGUCAGCCUCCAGAAUCUUUUCUACCGGCUGCAGACCAGCGACCACGCCGGGCCACAGGGCGCUGUUUCUUGCAGAGAGCUGAUGCGCUCUUUUGGCUGGGACACGGCGGAUGCCUUCAUGCAGCACGACGCACAGGAGCUUAACCGACUCCUUUGCGACCGACUCGAGGAGCAGAUGAAAGGCACACCGACCGACGGUGAGAUAAAACGGAAUGUGUUGGGCCUUUUGGGUGAUAUGAGCCUUCUGAUGAGGAAGCGGUUCAUGUUCGAUCCGGAAAAGAUGGACAUGGGCAAGCUCAAUGGCAAGAUGGAGUUCCCCCAGGUUUUAGACCUCGAGGCCUUUGCUCCCGGCAGUGGCAAAUACAUGCUCCACACCGUCAUCGUCCACAGCGGCGGCGUCAGCAGCGGCCACUACUACGCCUUUGUGCGGGUCCGCGACGGCGACAAGUCGCAGUGGGUCAAGUUUGAUGAUGAUGAUUUGCUGGACGGUCCAGCGGAUGUCCAGCUCGUCCUCCUACCCUUCUGCAGUUCGGAUCUGGCUGAGACCUCGAGGUUGGUCCUUGCAGCCUCGGCUGGGCAGCUUUCGGACCUCGAGGAGAUCCUCCAACGGCCCAUGGAUCCCAACGGGAUCUCAGCGAAGGGGAGUACGGCGCUCAUCACGGCCUCGAUGGAACAGACGGAUGUGACGGUUGUGAGCUUGCUGCUUGAAGCUGGCGCAGAGCCGAACAUGGCGGAUGAGGUGGGUCUCACUGCGCUUCUUGCGGCAUCCACGCAGGGGAACCUGGAAGUGGUACGAUUGCUCCUCAAGGAUGGGGCCAAGAAGGAUCUGGCAGACAAUGACGGCAUGACUGCUUUUCUCUCAGCUUCUCGCCGGGGCCACGUGGACAUCGUGCGCCUGCUGAUCGACGCAGGGGCUGACAUGAAUGUAGCGGACAGGAAUGGCUGGACUGCUCUUCUCUGGGCGUCCUUCAACGGCCUUGCGGCCAUAAUUCGCGUUCUGCUGGAUGCCGGCGCUCGAGUAGAUGUAGCCGGCAACAACAGAGACACAGCCUUACUGUGGGCUUCUUCCUGUGGUCAGCUGGAAGUUGCGCGGAUGCUUGUCGAGGCUGGUAUUGACAAGGAUGCUUCCGACUUGGAUGGUGAUACUGCUCUGCUCAUCGCAGCGCGGAAUGGUCACGCGGAGGUCGUUCGCUUCCUGCUUGAGGCAGACAAACUUUUUUCCUAA